Molecule: messenger RNA, 4075 nt
Organism: Mauremys reevesii (Reeves's turtle)
Lineage: Eukaryota; Metazoa; Chordata; Testudines; Geoemydidae
Gene: TADA3
Product: transcriptional adaptor 3
Exons: 8
Coding region: 255-1553 (432 amino acids)
Biological process (GO): regulation of transcription by RNA polymerase II
Cellular component (GO): SAGA complex
Molecular function (GO): transcription coactivator activity
Source: RefSeq, a predicted model, not a curated record
ACCCCAGCGCUCCCUGUGUCCCGCACCCCACCCAGCCCAGUGCCCCCGCAUCCUGCACCCCCCUCCCAGCCCGGUGUCCCCAUAUUCUGGCACCUCCAAACCCCAGCGACCCCUGUGUCCUGCACACACCCCCAGCCCGGCACCCCUGCACCCAUAUCCCAGAGCUCCUGUAUCCCCCUGGCCCCCUGUAUCCCGGCACCCCCCGCACUCCCCAUAUCCCGGCGCCCCCAAACCCCGGCGCCUGCGGCUGGGCGAUGAGCGAGCUUAAGGACUGCCCACUGCAGUUCCACGACUUCAAGUCGGUGGAUCACCUGAAAGUCUGCCCGCGCUACACUGCCGUGCUGGCCCGCUCCGAGGACGAUGGCAUUGGCAUUGAGGAGCUCGACACGCUGCAGCUGGAGCUGGAGACGCUGCUGUCCUCGGCCAGCCGCAGGCUGCGGGUGCUGGAGGCAGAGACGCAGAUUUUGACAGACUGGCAGGACAAGAAGGGGGACAGGCGGUUCCUGAAGCUGGGCAAAGAGCAUGAACUGGGCACCCCAGUUAAACAUGGAAAGCCCAAGAAGCAGAAACUAGAGGGGAAGGGUGGUCAUGGCACAGGGCCUGGCCCUGGGCGGCCUAAAUCCAAGAACCUCCAGCCCAAGAUCCAAGAAUAUGAGUUUCCAGACGACCCAGUUGACAUGCCUCGGAUCCCCAAAAACGAUGCCCCGAACAGGUUCUGGGCCUCCGUGGAGCCCUACUGUGCUGACCUCACCAGUGAGGAGGUGCGAACCCUGGAGGAGCUGCUCAAACCCCCGGAGGAUGAGGCUGAGCACUACAAGAUCCCACCCCUGGGGAAGCAUUACUCUCAGCGCUGGGCCCAGGAGGAUCUGCUGGAGGAGCAGAAGGAUGGUGCCCGGGCAGCAGCUGCUGCUGACAAGAAGAAAGGCAUUCUGGGACCGUUAACAGAGCUGGACACAAAAGAUGUGGACGCCCUGCUGAAGAAAUCGGAGUCCCAGCAGGAGCAGCCUGAGGACGGCUGCCCGUUUGGGCCUUUGACGCAGCGCCUCCUGCAGGCACUUGUCGAGGAGAACAUCAUCUCGCCCAUCGAGGACUCCCCGAUCCCAGAGCUGGCGGGCAAAGACUCGGGAGCUGACGGUGCCGGUACUUCGCCCCGCAGCCAGAACAAGCCCUUCAGCGUCCCCCACACCAAAUCCCUGGAGGGGCGGCUCAAAGAGGAGCUGAUUGCCCAAGGCCUGCUGGAGUCGGAAGACCGCCCCCCUGAGGACUCGGAGGACGAGGUCCUGGUGGAGCUGCGCAAGAGGCAGGCCGAGCUCAAGGCGCUCAGUGCUCACAACCGGGCCAAGAAGCAGGAGCUGCUCAGGCUGGCCAAGGACGAGCUGCACAGGCAGGUUCUGCGGCAGCGGGUGCGCAUGGCUGACAAUGAGGUCAUGGAUGCCUUCCGCAAGAUCAUGGCGGCACGCCAGAAGAAGCGCACGCCCACCAAGAAGGAGAAGGACCAGGCCUGGAAGACCCUGAAGGAGCGUGAGAGCAUCCUCAAGCUCCUGGAUGGCUAAUGGGGAAGUGCCACACCCUGCCCUGUCUCUCCAGACUAGCUGCCCAGCUGAGCUCCCGCUGCCUGCACUGACAGCUCCUUGCUGGGGACAGGGAGGCUCCAACCCUGGGCCUUAGCAGUGACUUCCCCGUCCCUGUCUCAGUGGGGCUGGGCACGGGCUCAGCUCUGCCUUGGGCCAGUCUGGAGGGGUUGCCAGGCCCUGGGGAGGCAGAGCCCCCAUGCGUAUCUCUGCCUGUGGCUCUGCACCUGGUAGCACCUCCCUGAGCAGCUCUCCGUACUCCCCCUUCUCCCUGGGGUGCUCAGCUUCUCUGCAUCUCCCUUCCCUACUAUGCUGUGCAAGGGGCGCUCUCCCUUCCCAGCUGCCGGUGGGAGCAGAUGGUGGGGUGGGUGUUGCGCAGGGCUGGGGCAGGGCCAAGGGCCCUUCUCCUAGGCCUGUUCUUCGGACCCCCGCUGCAGCCAAGGGCAAGGGAGGGCUCCCUCACCCGUCUGCCUGUAGGCAGCACCCUUUCCUUUCUGGCCCAUCUGGCCGUUGAUCCAGAGCCCUUGUCUGGCUGCAGGAAAGAGCCACCCAUCAUCCCCGGGACCGCACAAGCACAGCUGCCUGUCUGGAAGGAUCACUGGUCCCUAGAGGGCAGUUCCUGCUGCCUCCCUCCUGGUCCCGUGGGCAAGGGCAGGGGCUGACCAGCCCUGCUAGCGUAGCCCCAGCCUCCAAGGGGCCGAGCUCCCCUGUGCUGGGGAACACAGCAUGAAGCCAAGCAGGGAGGCGCUGCCUGGAGAAACCAGCGGCUGGCUUCACCCGUGGUUGGGUGCCCCCCGCAGUGCCCAGUUGUGAGCAGCAGAGGGUGCUGUGGCCCUGGGAACUGCUGCUCCUGCAGCCAGCUGGGCCCUGCUGUUAUUCUUGGAAAGCCGUGACAGCCAUGACAUCAGCCGUGCUGCAGCGGGGGGCUGGAGCAGCUGCAGCCCCCAGUCUCACUGCCUGGGUGGGGGGAGACAGACCUGCUGGACAGUGCAUCUCCGUUCCACUUCCAGCUCAGUCCCCAGGUGCGGAGAGAGCUGCCAAAGCAGGGGCCUGUAGCUAUGCCCCUGUCCCCCCACCCUGGGCGGGGGGCUGGCCCCUGGGGGAGCGGGGCUAGAAGGCUCUAUGGCUGGGGGCUUUCCAGCCCCAGGAGGGGGCAGCCGAAGUGCAGGGGGAAGGUGAGGCCCGAAGGGCAGCCCCUCGCUUUGCCUCAGGCCGGUGCAGCAGUGGGGUCAGAGCAUGCCCCUGCUGUACAGGUUACGCCAGGGCAGGUCUGGCAGUGCUGGGUGGGCAGGAAGGUGGUAGCAAAUGGAGGGGCAGGGGCUGGAUCUCUGCCUCUGUCCAGCCAGUGACUAGCCCCUGGGUGGGGGUGGGCAGCAGGGCCCGCUCCAGGGGCAAGCUCAGCCAGGCCAUCUGCCCUGCAGCAGGGAGAGCCCCACUCCACCUGGGGGCCUCUGGGGCCUGUGCGCCCCCUGCAGUCCUGCACUCAGCUGCAGAGGUGCCCUGUGUGAGGCUUGCCUCUCGGGGGGAGGCACAGGCCGUGCCUGGCUGGGAGAGCACCUUAGCCCUGGCUUGUGGAGCUCCUGGCUGUAGGAGCCAUCCCCAUGGGAGGGCAGGGACACCAUGGCUAGGGCUGUGCCACUGGGCAGAACCCAGAGAGAUUGAGCUGGGGCCAGGCAGGGUCCUGGGCUCCCCUCUGCUUAGGGGGAGCGGCCUCGCUGCUGAGAUUUGAGGCUCGGGGGCGUCUCAGCACUGAGGAGUGGGGUGCCACCGGCUGCUGCAGGGCGGAGCGGUGCUGAGCCUGGCCCCUAGGCAGGGCUCUGCCUGUGAAUGACGGCUUUUUCGCUGGUGGGAGAGGGGAGCCAGGUGCUGUGACCGGGGAGGGGGGCGAGGGGGGAUUGAGGUGGCUGUGCACCCAUCUCAUGUCAGUGCCCAGCACCACUGCCCGUGGGUGAGUGCUCUCUGCACAGGCCUGCCAGGGACUGGGGGGUAGGAGAGCAAAGCCCCUCCAAACCUAGCGGCAGCCCACAGGGCGGGGCGGGGGAAAGCUGCUACUUGCCUUGGGAGGGUGGGGGGAGGCGGUUGGAGUCCUAGCACCAGCCGCCUUCUGGGCUUCCCAAAUGCAGCUGUCUGCCCCUGGCCUCCCCCAGCCAAGGGUGCACAGGAUGGAACCCAUCUGCUUUGUUUUCUCUCCAGCCGUUUCUUCACUCACCUCCCUGUUCGCUGGGAGGCUGUGGGCCAGGCUGGGGCUGGUCCUUGGGCCCACUGGUCUGGGGGGUGGCCAGAGGGCCCUUGCACCACUUUCUCUGAAAGCUUGAAUGGUUGUACCAGGGCAUGAGUGUGGGAGCGGAUGAGGUGCCAUGGUGCCAGCAGCUCUGGGAGUCCCCUGUUGUUAGUGGCUAAAACCGGAGCAAACCCCCAGCUGAUGCUAAGGCAGGAAGGUUUCCUUGUCAUUCUGGCUAGGGCGGGAAGUGUGCCAGCUGAAGUGCUGGGACUGGACCGACUAG